Messenger RNA from Ipomoea triloba (trilobed morning glory), 1454 nucleotides. Its product is annotated as casein kinase II subunit alpha-2-like. Gene Ontology annotation, biological process: protein phosphorylation. Gene Ontology annotation, molecular function: ATP binding; protein serine/threonine kinase activity. The transcript has 10 exons. Gene Ontology annotation, cellular component: protein kinase CK2 complex; nucleus; cytosol. The coding region runs from base 254 to 1255 and encodes 333 amino acids. Lineage: Eukaryota; Viridiplantae; Streptophyta; Magnoliopsida; Solanales; Convolvulaceae. The record is from RefSeq and is a predicted model, not a curated record.
CAACCCCCCCAGAUAUGAUUGUGCUUUUUAUUCCUCAAGAGUCAAGAAUUCGAGAUCCAUUUUACUGUCACUCUCUUUCCAAGACGAACACAAAUUCGAUCUGCUCACCAUCUGCUUCGUUGAUAUCGCUCUUGUGACGACCGGGCGGUGUUAACUAAGCUGGUGGUGAACGACGCUCCCUGCCGCCGCCGCCGCCGUUCUCAGCCGCAAGUAGUCGCGCCUCGUCAAUCGGCUUCUUUUGCUUCUCCAAGCCAUGUCCAGAUCUCGAGUUUAUGCGGACAUCAAUGUGGUUCGCCCUAGGGAGUAUUGGGAUUACGAAUCGCUCACUGUUCAGUGGGGUGACCAGGAUGACUAUGAAGUUGUUCGGAAAGUCGGAAGAGGAAAAUACAGUGAAGUGUUUGAGGGUAUAAAUGUCAAUAGCAAUGAGAGGUGCAUAAUUAAGAUUUUGAAGCCUGUUAAGAAGAAGAAGAUUAAGAGAGAGAUCAAAAUAUUGCAGAACCUCUGUGGAGGACCAAAUAUUGUCAAACUCCUUGACAUUGUCAGAGAUCAGCACUCAAAAACUCCAAGCUUGAUAUUUGAGUAUGUAAACAGUACAGAUUUCAAGGUUUUAUACCCCACAUUAACAGAUUAUGACAUACGGUACUACAUAUAUGAGCUUCUCAAGGCCCUAGACUAUUGUCAUUCACAAGGAAUAAUGCAUAGAGAUGUCAAACCUCAUAAUGUUAUGAUAGACCAUGAGUUGCGGAAACUUCGAUUGAUAGAUUGGGGCCUUGCUGAAUUUUAUCACCCAGGGAAGGAAUAUAAUGUUCGUGUGGCUUCAAGAUACUUUAAGGGUCCUGAACUUCUUGUUGACUUGCAAGACUAUGACUAUUCUUUGGAUAUGUGGAGCCUUGGCUGCAUGUUUGCAGGAAUGAUUUUCCGCAAGGAACCUUUCUUUUAUGGACAUGAUAAUCAAGAUCAGCUUGUCAAGAUUGCCAAGGUACUUGGGACAGAUGAGUUGAAUGCAUAUUUGCACAAGUAUCGAUUAGAGCUUGAUCCUCAGCUUGAGGCUAUGGUCGGGAGGCACAGCCGAAAGCCAUGGUCCAAGUUUAUUAAUAAUGAUAAUCAGCAUUUAGUGUCACCUGAGGCCAUAGAUUUUCUCGACAAGCUUCUUCGCUAUGAUCAUCAGGAUAGGCUUACAGCAAGAGAAGCAAUGGCCCACCCAUAUUUCUUGCAAGUGAGGGCCGCAGAGAAUAGCAGGAUGAGAGUUCAGUGAUGUGGUCUUUCAUCAUGGUCGUCGUCAUCAUAAUAUAAAUUUGCAAUUGAAUGAACUAGAUUUGGGUGGUUUUGAAGUGAUGUGAAAGUGACAUGUACUAUUGGAGAGGUAUAUUUUUGACAUUCUGUAUCCAUGUUUGAACUAAAAAAAAUUGUCUGUGUUGUGUUUCACCUGCAAUUGCUGUGUAGUAUUGCAUUUU